AUGUCUUAAUGCCGACAGGCUUUAUUAUAUCCGAGAAAUAAUGAUUUGCUUUUCCACUAGCUAAGAUUGUUUGCAACCUAGCCUCCUCCUAGACCAAAUAUGUAUCAAAGCUAGUAUCACUAGCCUAAUCAAUAAACACAGCAAGAUGCCUAAGAGUAUAUCUAUGGGAUCAAUCCAGUACUAGCAUCUUUAAGUGCUUAGAGAAGGAAAUUCUAAAAGCUGUAUCUGAAUAUUACUGAGAAAGGGGAUAGGCGCAAGUCUCAUCCAAAGAUUGACUAAAUAUACAAGAUGGCUCACAGCUUUGGUGUUAAGACUAAAUAUCUCUCAAAGAACGUUGUCAUGAAGGUCUCAAAACUUGACUAUAUCAAGAUAAGGAAACUCUCAGAUAUUGAGACCUUGAAGGACCCCAAGUAGGGCUAGUUCUUUUUGUUUUUGGACUAAAUCACAGACCCCUAGAAUUUCGGCAGUAUUUUAAGAACUGCUAUGUUCAUUGGAGUGGAUGGAAUUAUUGUGAAUUAAAAUAACAGCUGUGGACUUACUCCGACAGUGAGUAAAGUCAGUUCAGGAGCAUUAGAGUUCAUUCCAUUGUACUCAGUUAAAUUUCUGAAACCAUUCAUUGAAGAUGCUCAAAAAGGUGUGCAAAAGUUUAAGAUAAUAAGUACUGAUAUUGAUUCAACUGGAAUUACAGAUGAAUAGCCCGAAAGAGAGAUUGAAGUUGAAGUGCUGUCAAGUGAUGAAGAGGAUUCAGAUAAGCCUAUAAAAGGGAAAAAGGGAAAGUAAUUGGAGAAACAUUCCAAUGAACCAGUUGAUAGAUAAGAAGAAAGGCAUGAGAAAUAUGCAGAAAAGGAUGAAGACGAUAAAAAUAUAGACUAUUAAAGUGAUCGCGUCAUUUCAAUAGAUGAAUUAAAGUUAAAGAAAAAUGAAAAUAUAAUCUUAGUCUUGGGAUCUGAGGGAGAUGGUGUUUCGAAGACCUUAAGUAAGUUAGCGGAUCACAGAGUUAUGAUCCCACCACAGUUAAGCGUAGAUUAGAUUGGCAAAUAUCCUUUCAAUCUUGUAGAUUCUUUGAAUGUUGGAGUUUCUGCUGGCCUACUGAUAUACCAUAUCAGACAUUUAAUGAAGCAUUAAUGA
Molecule: messenger RNA, 1128 nt
Organism: Stylonychia lemnae
Lineage: Eukaryota; Ciliophora; Spirotrichea; Sporadotrichida; Oxytrichidae
Source: the annotation of a GenBank genome assembly